This is a messenger RNA of Vollenhovia emeryi, 1653 nucleotides long. Its product is annotated as saccharopine dehydrogenase-like oxidoreductase. The coding region runs from base 20 to 1408 and encodes 462 amino acids. Gene Ontology annotation, cellular component: plasma membrane; mitochondrion; lipid droplet. The transcript has 8 exons. Gene Ontology annotation, biological process: glycolipid biosynthetic process. NCBI's taxonomy places the organism in Eukaryota, Metazoa, Arthropoda, Insecta, Hymenoptera, Formicidae. The record is from RefSeq and is a predicted model, not a curated record.
UGCUGUAUGGGUGGUGUCAAUGACGAUGCCAUUUUUAUCGAUAGUCGACACGAUCGUGAAAACCGGUCAAUACUCGACAGUCACAAGCGCCUCCUCCCUGUGCCGCCUAGUCAUCCGUGGUUGCAGGAAAAUGGCGGAUGACCGUUUGGAUAUAAUAAUAUUUGGUGCCACUGGAUACACUGGAAAAUAUGUAGUGAAGAAUGUGACACAUAUGUGCAAAGAACAGAAAAUGAAGUUUGGUGUCUCUGGUCGCAGACAGAAAGCUCUGGAAACGGUUGUUAAAGAAUUCGCUUCAGAUAUUGAGAAUGUACCUAUUAUUCUGGCUGACGUAAAAGAUGAGGAAUCUCUCAAGAAAAUGACAAAGCAAGCAAGAGUACUCAUUAAUUGUUGUGGUCCAUAUACACUUUAUGGAGAACCAGUUGUUAAAGCGUGCAUUGCUACUCGCACUCAUUAUGUGGAUGUCACUGGUGAAGAACAGUUUAUGGUGGAAAUGCAAUUGGAAUAUAACGAGGCAGCUAAAGAAGCUGGAAUUUACGUAGUGAGUGCUUGCGGCUUUGAAUGUGUUCCCAGUGAUUUGGGAAUCGUUUUCACACAGGAGAAAUUUGGAGGAGAAGUCAAUGAUGUUGAAGUAUACAUGAAGAUGUGGUCAACCAGCACUGACAACAAAGGUCCGUAUUUGAAUUAUGGAACUUGGGAGUCCGCAAUAUAUAUUCUGGCUUAUGCAGACAAAUUACAAAAAUUACGCAACAAAUUGUAUCCUACCAAACUACCUGAACUCACGCCGAAAUUAAAAUCAAGAAGUAUAGUGCAUCAAAGUGAUGUUUCUAAAGGAUGGUCUGUACCCCUUUGGUACAAUCCCGAUCGACCACUAGCUCUUCGUACACAGCGAUUCUUCUAUGAGAAUUACAAAGAGAGGCCUGCGCAAGUUCAAUAUUAUGGUACGAUUGGAUCUUUCUUUAACUUGAUGAUGUUGGCCAUUGGCGGACUAAUAUUAUUGCUCAUGGCACACAUAGCGUGCGGCCGUAAGUUACUUUUGAAAUACCCGUCUUUAUUCACAUUCGGUUUAAUCACUCACGAAAAUCCGGAUCCGGAACUGUGGAAAUCGACGCAAUUUUCUGUGACGAUCAAAGCCCGUGGAUGGACCGAAAAGUUGGCCGAACCUACCGACAAACACACGAAUCCACCUAAUAAGACAGUAAUCACCAGAGUUUCCGGUGUGUCUCCUGCAUACGAAGCGACCAGUGUUAUGGCGAUCUUAUCAGCAAUAACAAUCCUUAACGAGGCUGGCAAAAUGCCUGACAACGGAGGCGUGCUCACUCCCGGUGCUGCAUUUGGUAAAACAUCUCUGGUUGAGCAACUGAAUAAGCAUAAUAUUAAAUUCGAGGUGAUAUCGUCUACCGUGAAAUAGAGACAAAUACAAAAGUUCUCUGCAAUUUUCGCCGACAGGAUCCUUUUUAAUACACUUUAUUAUUUGACUUUGAUACUACCAGUUUUACAAAUUGAUGGGUGGAGGUGGGUGGAGAUUCUGCUGCAUACAUGUUUCAAGAUAUUUAAAAAAUAAAUCAUUUAGAAGAUAUACAUGUAUUGAUGUAUGUAUGUAUACAUAUGCAUACAUCAUGGACGUUGGAAAUAUACAACGGAGCUUAAAAAGUA